AUGACCCAAAUACGGCAAAUCGUAUUCAAUUCCUAUCAAGGUAAUUAAACUUUUUACCUAGUUUAACAUAUUAAUCCAGUUUAUUUUUUGUGGUAUAAUUAUAAUUUUAGAUUGCUUUGCUGUUGCCACGGACCAGGGAAUUCAGGUUUUUAAUUGUAGACCGUUGGUUGCUUUGUUGAAUUUGAGUAAGUGAUCUUGUUUACGCUUCUUUAUCUUAUUUUUUCUUAACGUAGAAGUUGAUUUGGUGGGAUCAAUAAAAUGCGUGGCUUUACUCGGACGUUCCAAUUUGAUUGCCAUGGUGUCAGCCGAACCGCGAGCGAAGUUCUCGAACAAGACAGGUAAGACAUUGACUGAGUCCUUUAUUCUUUAGUGAUGGUAUAUGAUGCCCUCAAGGAAAAAUUUAUCGCCGAAUUAACCGUUGGAUCUCCAGUUCUAAAUCUUGCCAUAUCUUCAACAAAGUAAGUAAUCUCCAUUGUUAAUUCGGUUUUUUUAGAUUAGUGGUGGUACAAGCCCAACAUAUUCAUGUCUUCAACCUGGAGUCCAACUUUUCCUUGAUCAGGCAUGAAGAAACGGGUCAAAAUCCUGGUGGACUGGUCGCUUUGAGCCCCUCUCCAAAGAAUGAAUAUCUUGUUUUCCCAAGUUUAAAGCCCGGCAGUAUUCAGGUUGUCAAUUUACAAUUUGCCAGCCAAAAGAGGUCAUCUGCUCCCUCCACCAUAUUCGCUCACGAAAGCGCAAUCAGCAAGAUUGCCAUAGAUAAUCAAGCCACGAAAAUUGCUACUGGGAGUGUGAAGGUGAGAAUAUUUUUAUAGUAAACAGCUUUACGUUCUAGGGAACUGUAAUACGUAUCUUUGAUACACAUUCAAAAGCCAAAAUAUUUGAAUUGAGAAGAGGUGCUCAUGCUGUUCAACUUUUUUGGUAGGUCAUCAUUUGCAUGGUAUAGUACAGAGUUUAGUUUCCGAUUCUCCCCUUCAUCAUCAUAUCUAGCCUGCUGCAGCGAUAAAGGUACCAUUCACGUUUUCCCAUUGACUCGCCAAAUUGAUGAUACUAUCAAAAACACAAAGAAAAUGUAAGAGAACCGUGUUUUAAAUUUUAUUUGAAUUUAGAAUUGACCAUGUCAUGAUGAAAGAUGAACGACGAAGUGCUUUUCAAUUUACAAUGCCUCAUCCAGAACAGAUUGCCGAAUGUGCCUUCUUGUCCGAGAGUGUGUCUCCUUCCAAAGUAGAUCUAAUGGCGGUAACAAAAGACGGAAUGUAUUACCAUUUCUACGAAUCCAGUCCGAAACCUCAAGGAUUUGAAUUGAUCUUCAAUUUGGCCACCGAUCAAGACUUUUGGUGUGUUAAAUGA
Bursaphelenchus xylophilus (pine wood nematode) is the source of this 1344-nucleotide messenger RNA. NCBI's taxonomy places the organism in Eukaryota, Metazoa, Nematoda, Chromadorea, Rhabditida, Aphelenchoididae. The record is from the annotation of a GenBank genome assembly.